This is a messenger RNA of Labrus mixtus (cuckoo wrasse), 4038 nucleotides long. RefSeq names its product melanocortin 1 receptor (gene mc1r). Lineage: Eukaryota; Metazoa; Chordata; Actinopteri; Labriformes; Labridae. Gene Ontology annotation, cellular component: membrane. Gene Ontology annotation, molecular function: melanocyte-stimulating hormone receptor activity. Gene Ontology annotation, biological process: G protein-coupled receptor signaling pathway. Bases 816 to 1793 code for a protein of 325 amino acids. The transcript has a single exon. The record is from RefSeq and is a predicted model, not a curated record.
UCUUGGAUUUUUAAAGGUGCAUUUUAAAUCUAAUACAGAUAAUAAAACGUUCUACGUGUGUUGAACUCAGUACGUGUUUGCAUUUUUUCCAAACAGAAAAUGUCAGAUAACUUAAAUUAAAGUCUAAUCAACGCAGAACAUAAAUAUAUCAUGGCGCUUCUUCCUCUCAUUUUUUUUCAAAGACAUUGCAAAUAUUUCCUGCAGCCCAGCUGACGAUUGUUGGAGAGGAGGAGUCGCCUGAAGUCCUCCAGCAUCACUUUGAGAGAAGUUCAAGCAAGACAGCCUCUUGUUCCCAAAGACACUUUCUUCAGUGUCACCUUGCUGGUUACAGCAGUCUGAACUUAUACAUGGAGUUGUGCGGACGGUUUGGAUUUUUUGCCAUAAGAAUAAAAAAAUGUAUAGUAACCGCAAUGUUGUGAUGGAAAUCUGCUUUUUGUGGAUCCCGGUGCUGUAUAAGUCGCAGCCAUAGGACAGAAAAAGAGUUGUGACGAAGGGGCGAACUUUUCAUACGGACGAACUGGUCUGCUGUCGUGCGUAAAUGUAACUGUUCCACAACUAGACGAGGAAUAUAUUUUUUUUUUUGCAGGAACAAUAACACAUUUUAAUUUAACUUUUCUUUAAAAGUUACCUUUGUGAAUUAUUUGAUUUGCACCACAGGAUUUGUUCCAUCCAGCUGUGUGACUGAAACAGCUGAUGCCGAAGAUCCCGCCAAGCCACCUUGAAAACUGAAAAGAGUUCCUUAUCACUUCCACACUGCGUUUUACUUAAACCCAUCAGGACAGCAUAACAACAUCAUCUCCGAACAGAGGCCAGACAUGGAGAUGACCAACAGGUCCCAUCAUAACCCCUCCAUCCUCCAUGUAGAGUUCAGCCCGCUCAGUGACUAUAUGGAGGAGAACGACACCAACUCCACCGCCGGGGAGCGAAACUCGUUCAGCUGCGUGCAGGUCCAGAUCCCUCAGGAACUCUUCCUUGCGCUGGGGCUUAUCAGCCUUGUGGAGAACAUCCUCGUGGUUCUGGCCAUCUUUAAGAACCGGAACCUGCACUCGCCUAUGUACUACUUCAUCUGCUGUCUGGCUGUGUCCGACAUGCUGGUGAGCGUGAGCAACGUGGUGGAAACGAUUUGUAUGCUCCUCAACGAACAUGGCCUGCUGGCCGUGCACCCUGCUAUGCUGCGUCACCUGGACAACAUCAUCGACGUGAUGAUCUGCAGCUCCGUGGUGUCCUCGCUCUCCUUUCUGUGCACCAUAGCCGCGGAUCGAUACAUCACCAUCUUUUACGCGCUGCGCUACCACAGCAUCAUGACCACGCAGCGCGCCGUCACCAUCAUCGUGGUGGUGUGGCUGGCCAGCAUCAUCUCGAGCAUCCUCUUUAUCGUGUACCACACCGACAAUGCCGUCAUCGUGUGCCUCGUGACCUUCUUCUGCCUCACGCUGGUGUUUAACGCCGUGCUCUACCUGCACAUGUUCCUCCUGGCGCACCUGCACUCCCGGCGCAUCGUGGCUUUUAACAAAAGCAGGCGCCAAUCCACGAGCAUGAAAGGCGCGAUCACUCUGACCAUACUGCUCGGAGUCUUCAUUUUGUGCUGGGGCCCCUUCUUCCUCCACCUCAUCCUCAUCCUCACCUGCCCCACCAGCCCCUUCUGCAACUGCUUCUUCAAAAACUUUAACCUCUUCCUCAUUCUCAUCAUCUGUAACUCACUCAUCGAUCCGCUUAUCUACGCGUACCGGAGCCAGGAGCUGCGUAAAACUCUGCAGGAGCUGGUGCUGUGCGCCUGGUGCCUUGGAGUGUGACACUGUCACUUCAGGGGGGGAAGUCAGGUCAUAAACAUUUUGGACUACCUCUACUUCUUCACAUUUUAAAGAGGUCGUCGUACACCCUGACUUGUGCGUGCUUGAGCGGACUAAUAAUGCCCGUUCUUGACACUGUACACAAUCAUUGACUCUUUACUUAGACUUUUUGACAUUACUGUAUAUCGUGGAUCAAACGAUAUUUCAACGCAUAGUUUUUUUCUUUGCGUGUUAUUUCUUGCUUCCAAUGCACGAUGAAAUAAGCUUUUUGGACAUAAUUCUUUGGACUAUUGCCUGAAAGACAUCCCCUCCUUAGAGUUAGUGUUCAGCUGGAGCUGACGAGGGUAUUAUUUUUGUUCAAACUAUACAUUGGCUAUAUUGUCUUCUGCUUGUAAAUCAACUUAAUCAAGUGCCCCUUUUCGUUUGUCGAAAUGUAUAAACUCUACUCUCAAUAACCACUGUUAACAAAAUGGAAAAUAAGUAGGCCAAUUUAGCCCAAACCUAUGGGCCUAUGUGUUUUGUGCCUGCAUAUCGUUAUAUGGACUAUUGCAUGUUCUGUUUCGCCAUCCGUCACAAACCGAUAGUAUCUAUAUUAUAAAAGCCUAUGACGGGUUAUUUAUAGUUGGAAAAUAACACGAACAGGAAGUCCUUACAUUGAAAGUAAUUGGUUAACAGAUUGUGUUUGUAUUAGCCAUACUAUGUAUUUAGAAAAUACAUGGACAAUCGACUGCAGAUACGCGUAAAAAUAUACAGUAUAUCGAGCUAUUAGAAAUACUUGUUGACUUGCCUAAUUAUGAAAUUAGACUAUAGUCAAGUAAUGUGUAAAUAUAUCCCCAUAAAUGUCUGGACCUACGUCUUACGGUCUCGCCUGGUAUCAGGUCUGAUGAUCUGGGCAUCACAGGCUUCAUGAAAGGGGGCAUAUAUUAAGUGAAAUGUGUGGAAGGUUGUUUUGUUGUUUGAAAUGUCCGGACAGGAAGCGAUCUCUGAAAUAUUUGGACCCUGAUUUAAGUUUUAUAGUUCAAGUAAGUGACUGCGUGUUAAAACCCCUGGGGAAUUUUUGUUAAAUAGUCUAUCAUUAAAAAAGAAGUCAGAGUUAUCAUGAUCAGCCUUGUUGUCAAACAAGACAAAUUAAUCAGACAUUGCUGGUGGAUAUGUGCUUGUAAAUGUUGUCAAUAAUGCAUAUAUGCAUUACCAUAUAUGGUACUGAUGUAUACUACUUGAAAAAUGCUUGCCAGAGUAUUUGCUGCUGAGUUUUCAUGUGUUCAGUGUUAUCAGUGAAUUCAAUCCUUGAAGCUUUCCAGUGUCAUUUUCUACAGAUUUUGGAUGAUAAACAUUUUGUCUCUCUUUUUCACAUAACUUAAUGACUUGUUAAUUAAUAACCUAGCUUUAGCUGUAUUUUUUUCUUGUAACCAUGAUAGUUGGUACACAAGGUUGUGAAUGUACAGGAAUGUGAUUGUCUUGUUUCUUGUAAGCUCAGUUAAAGCAGUGAGACUGUGGUACUAUGCUAAGUGAACUGUGAUCAAUUUAAUACAUUCAUGCUGUGGGUAUACUGAUAACUUUAUAACUGCACUGUGCACCCAAUGUUAACUUGAAACUGAGUCAAACAGCACUGUUGUACAAUUAUUUUAUAUAAGUUGCCUGUCAUGCUAGGUAUUAUUAAUAUUCUAGCUGUUGUCUCAAAUAAAGAGGCCAACACAACAAGAGUUUAAGCUAAAGGAAAUCAUUUGACAACCUCUCCUAUAUGUCUCCUCUAUCUUCCCUGUGUUGCAUGCUGUAAGAAUGUUUGGUUUUCAAGUUGUUUUAGGUAGUUCAUGACCAAUAAUUAUAACUCAAGUCAUUUGCCCACAAAUAAAGAGUAUGCAGUGUCUACUUCAAACUGUGAUGUGGCAAGGUGCUAGACAAUAUAUUUAGAUAAACAGAUUAUCAAAAUUUGUGGCUGUUCACCAUUUCACAUGUUUCAAAGUCUCUCCUCAGGAGCCUAAAGCAAAGACUAAAGAGAUCAACUUUGUCCUUGAACUUUAACACAUGAAACAUCAAUUUCUUUUUUGCUCCAUAGAAGAAAAAGUGUGAUACAACAUCUAUCCUCAUCACACAGAGGGGCCAUUGAGAUGAAACACAACAGAGACAUUUUUGAAAUGUUCUGUUUUUGAACUCAUGAUCAAGUUCAGUUGCCAUGCUCCAAAUAACAUCAUUGACAGGGAGGGGAAUUUCCUACUCCAUCCUGUCCUCAAGAAAAAUGACAAAAAAU